CGGCCCGACCCGCGCGCUGCGCCCCGCGCCGGGAGGGAGCCAGAGCGGAAGCGGAGGGGCGCGCGCCCGCACAAGCCGGGCGGGGGGCGGCGCGCGCGGGCAUCACCCCACCGGCGGCGGCGCGCCGGGUCCCGGGGCGCAGCCCCGACGCUCAUUGGCCUGGGCGGCGCAGCCAAGCUGUCAGCCCAUGUGGCGUGGCCGCGCGGGGAUGGCCGCGGUUUAAAUAGCGCCGGCGCGGCCUAGAGGGAGCCAGAGAGACCACAGCGGCGCCCGCUCCGCUCCGCCCGCCAUACUCGCUGCCCGCCGCCCGCCGCCGACGCCUCCGCCGCCGCUACCGCCCGGUCCAGAAAGGAGCCAUGGAGGAGGUAGUGAUUGCUGGUAUGUCGGGGAAGUUGCCAGAGUCAGAGAACCUGCAGGAGUUCUGGGCCAACCUCAUUGGCGGUGUGGACAUGGUCACAGACAACGAUCGGCAGUGGAAGGCAGGGCUCUACGGCCUGCCCAGGCGGUCUGGCAAGCUGAAGGACCUGUCCAGGUUCGAUGCCGCCUUCUUUGGAGUCCACCCCAAGCAGGCGCACACAAUGGACCCCCAGCUUCGACUGCUGCUGGAGGUCACCUAUGAGGCCAUCGUGGACGGAGGCAUCAACCCGGCUUCGCUGAGAGGGACGCACACUGGUGUCUGGGUGGGUGUGAGUGGCUCAGAGGCAUCGGAGGCCCUCAGCCGAGAUCCUGAAACACUCUUGGGCUACAGCAUGGUAGGCUGCCAGCGUGCAAUGAUGGCCAACCGGCUCUCCUUCUUCUUUGACUUCAGAGGGCCCAGCAUCGCCCUGGACACGGCCUGCUCCUCCAGCCUGAUGGCACUGCACUGUGCCUACCAGGCGAUCCGCAGUGGGGAGUGCCCUGCUGCCCUCGUGGGUGGCAUCAACGUGCUGCUGAAGCCCAACACGUCCGUGCAGUUCAUGAAGCUGGGCAUGCUCAGCCCAGAGGGCACAUGCAAGUCCUUCGAUGACUCAGGAAACGGGUAUUGUCGCUCGGAGGCUGUGGUAGCAAUUCUGCUGACCAAGAAGUCCCUGGCCCGGCGGACAUAUGCCACCAUCCUGAGUACUGGCACCAACACGGACGGCUACAAGGAGCAGGGUGUGACCUUCCCCUCCGGAGAAGCCCAGGAGCAGCUCCUCCACUCCCUCUACCAGAUGGCCGGGGUGGCCCCUGACUCCCUUGAGUACAUCGAGGCCCAUGGCACAGGCACCAAGGUGGGAGACCCUCAGGAGCUGAAUGGAAUCGUCCGAGCCCUGUGCACUUCCCGCCGGGACCCUUUGCUGAUUGGGUCCACCAAGUCCAACAUGGGACACCCCGAGCCCGCCUCAGGGCUCGCAGCCCUGGCCAAGGUGCUGCUGUCCCUGGAGCAUGGGAUUUGGGCCCCCAACCUGCAUUUCCACAGCCCCAACUCAGAGAUCCCAGCUCUGCAAGAUGGGCGGUUACAGGUGGUGGACCGGCCCUUGCCCAUCCGCGGUGGCAACGUGGGCAUCAACUCCUUUGGCUUCGGAGGCGCCAACGUGCAUGUCAUUCUCCAGCCCAACACACAGCUGCCCCCUGGUCCUACCCGCCCUGCCCCUCUGCCCCGCCUUCUGCAGGCCAGUGGGCGCACCACAGAAGCCGUGCAGAGCCUGCUGGACCAGGGCUGCCAGCACAGCCAGGACGUGGCCUUCGUGAGCAUGCUCAACAGCAUCGCAUCCACCCCCGUGAUGGCCAUGCCCUUCAGGGGCUACGCCUUGCUGGGCGUUGAGGGUGGAGGCCAGGAAGUGCAGCAGGUGCCCCCUGGGCAGCGCCCACUCUGGUUCGUCUGCUCAGGCAUGGGCACUCAGUGGUGCAGGAUGGGGCUGAGCCUCAUGCGUCUGGACAGCUUCCGCAACUCCAUCCUGCGCUCCGACGAGGCAGUGAAGCCGUUUGGGCUGAAGGUGUCGGACCUGCUCCUGAGCACGGAGGAGAACACCUUCGACGACAUCAUCCAUGCCUUCGUGAGCCUCACGGCCAUCCAGAUUGCUCUCCUGGACUUGCUGACAUCCAUGGGCCUGAGACCGGACGGCAUCGUGGGACACUCCCUGGGGGAAGUGGCCUGUGGCUAUGCUGAUGGCUGCCUCUCCCAGGAGGAGGCUGUGCUCUCUGCCUACUGGAGAGGCCAGUGCAUCAAGGAGGCCCACCUACCGGCGGGCUCCAUGGCAGCUGUGGGCCUGUCCUGGGAGGAGUCUAGACAGCGGUGCCCUGCUGGCGUAGUGCCCGCUUGCCACAACUCUGAGGACACAGUGACCAUCUCGGGACCUCAGGCUGCGGUGAGCGAGUUUGUGGAGCGGCUGAAGCAGGAAGGUGUGUUUGCCAAGGAGGUGCGGACGGGCGGCAUCGCCUUCCACUCCUACUACAUGGAGGCCAUCGCCCCUGCGCUGCUGCAGGCCCUCAAGCAGGUGAUCCGAGAGCCGAAGCCCCGCUCUGCCCGCUGGCUCAGCACCUCCAUCCCAGAGGCCCAGUGGCAGGGCAGCCUGGCCCGCACGUCCUCCCCCGAGUACAGCGUCAACAACCUGGUGAGCCCCGUGCUGUUCCAGGAGGCCCUGCGGCACGUCCCCGAGAACGCCGUGGUGCUGGAGAUCGCACCCCACGCCCUGCUGCAGGCUGUGCUGAAGCGGGGCCUGAAGCCCACCUGCACCGUCCUCCCGCUGAUGAAGAAGGGCCACCCCGACAACCUGCAGUUCUUCCUCACCAGCAUCGGCAAGCUGCACCUGGCAGGCAUCGACGUCAACCCUGACGCCUUGUUCCCGCCUGUGGCCCUCCCGGCUCCCCGGGGAACCCCCCUCAUCUCCCCCCUGAUCAAGUGGGACCACAGCCAGGCCUGGGACGUCCCGGCCAUGGAGCACUUCCCCAGCGGGUCCAGCUCCGCCUCUGCCACCGUCUACAACGUUGACACCAGUCCCGAGUCUCCCGACCACUACCUGCUGGACCACUGCAUAGAUGGCCGUGCCCUCUUCCCCGCCACUGGCUACCUGUGCCUGGUCUGGAGGACGCUGGCCCACCGCCUGGGCAUGCCUCUGGAGCAGGUGCCCGUGGUGUUCGAGGACGUGACGCUGCACCAGGCCACUAUCCUCCCCCGGUCAGGGACUGUACCCCUGGAGGUGCGGCUGCUGGAGGCGUCCUGUGCCUUCGAGAUAGCGCAGAACGGCAACCUGAUCGUGACCGGGAAGGCCUACCAGUGGGAGGACCCUGACCCCAAGCUCUUCGACCCCCCGGAAGACCUGGGCACUACGGAGCCCACACCCUUCCACCUGACCCAGGCAGACAUCUAUAAGGAGUUGCGGCUGCACGGCUACGACUACGGCCCCCACUUCCAGGGCAUCCUUGAAGCCACUCUCCAAGGCAACUCGGGCAAGCUGCUCUGGAAGGACAACUGGGUGACCUUCCUGGACACAGCACUGCAGAUGUCCAUCCUGAGCUCAGGCCAUCGCAGCCUGCGCCUGCCCACCCGCAUCACCGCCAUGCGCAUCGACCCUGCCACCCACCUGCAGAAGGUCUAUGCGCUGCGGGGCGAGACCCAAGUGGCCGACGUGGUGGUGAGCCGCCCUCUGAACAGCAUGGUGGCUGGCGGUGUCCACAUGAUGCAGCUGCACACCUCGGUGGCCCCCCGGCGCCAGCAGGAGCAGAUGGUCCCCACCCUGGAGAGAUUCUGCUUCACGCCCCACGUGCAGACAGGCUGCCUGUCCCAGAGCCCCCAGCUGCAGGAGGAGCUGCAGCUCUGUAAGGGGCUGACACAGGCACUGCAGACCAGGGCCACCCAGCCAGGGCUGAAGACGCCGGUGCCUGGGCUGGACGGGGCCCGGGAGCCCCCACAGCAGGGGCUGCCUCGGCUGCUGGCCGCUGCCUACCACUCACAGCUCAACGGGAACUUGCAGCAGGAGCUGGGCCAGGCACUGGUGCAGGAGAGGGCCCUGCUGCCCGAGGACCCCCUGCUCAGUGGCCUCCUUGACUCUGUAGCGCUCAAGGCCUGCGUGGACACAGCCCUGGAGAACUUGUCCAGCCUCAAGAUGAAGGUGGUGGAGGUGCUGGCUGGCGACGGACACCUGUACUCGCGCAUCCCGCCCCUGCUCAACACCCAGCCCAUGCUGCAGCUGGACUACACAGCCACCGACCGCCAGGCCCAGGCGCUGGAGGCUGCCGGGUCCUUACUGCAGCAGUAUGAGGUCGCGCAGGGCCAGUGGGACCCCGCGGACCCUGCCCCCAGCAGCCUGAGCAUGGCCGACCUGCUGGUGUGCAACUGUGCUGUGGCCUCCCUGGGGGACCCGGCCUUGGCCCUUGGAAACAUGGCAGCUGCCCUCAAGGAGGGCGGCUUCCUGCUGCUCCAUGCCGUGCUCCGAGGGCACGCCCUUGGGGACACCCUGGCCUCACUCAGCUCAGAGCCGCAGCAUGGGCCCAGCCUCCUGAGCCAGGAGGAGUGGGAGAGUCUAUUCUCCAAGACGGCCCUGCACCUCGUGGGCCUGAGGAAGUCCUUCUACGGCUCCGUGCUCUUCCUGUGCCGCCGGCCCUCCACACAGGACAGCCCGCUCUUCCUGCCUGUGGAGGACACCAGCUUCCAAUGGGUGGACUCCCUGAAGGGCAUUCUGGCCGAGUCCUCCUCUCAGCCUGUGUGGCUGAUGGCCACUAGCUGCCCCACCUCGGGAGUGGUGGGCUUGGUGAACUGUCUCCGCAAAGAGCCUGGCGGGCACCGGAUCCGGUGCAUCCUGCUGUCCAACCUCAGUAGCGCGUCCCCCAUCCCUGCGGUGGACCCCGGGUCCACAGAGCUGCAGAAGGUGCUGCGUGGUGACCUGGUGAUGAACGUGUACCGAGACGGAGCCUGGGGCGCGUUUCGCCACUUCCCACUGGAGCAGGACAAGCCCGAGGAGCAGACGAGGCACGCCUUCGUGAACGUCCUCACCCGGGGGGACCUCUCCUCCAUCCGCUGGGUCUGCUCCCCGCUGAGGCACGCACAGCCCAGCAGCCCCGGGAUGCAGCUCUGCACCGUCUACUACGCCUCGCUCAACUUCCGAGACAUCAUGCUGGCCACGGGCAAGCUGUCCCCUGACUCCAUCCCAGGGAAGUGGACCCACCAGAACUGCAUGCUAGGCAUGGAGUUCUCAGGCCGCGACGCCCGUGGCCAGCGCGUGAUGGGGCUGGUGCCUUCUGAAGGCCUGGCCACCUCCGUCCUGGUGUCCUCCAGCUUCCUCUGGGAUGUGCCCUCUGACUGGACCCUGGAGGAGGCGGCUUCCGUGCCCGUCGUCUACACCACUGCCUACUACGCGCUGGUGGUGCGCGGGCGCAUUCAGCGCGGAGAGUCGGUGCUCAUCCACUCAGGCUCUGGAGGCGUGGGCCAGGCUGCCAUCACCAUCGCCCUCAGCAUGGGCUGCCGCGUCUUCACCACCGUGGGCUCAGCCGAGAAGCGGGCCUACCUGCAGGCCAGGUUCCCGCAGCUGGGGGACGCCAGCUUCGCCAACUCCCGGGAUACGUCCUUCGAGCAGCACGUGCUGCGGCACACGGACGGGAGAGGUGUCGACCUGGUCCUGAACUCCCUGGCGGAGGAGAAGCUGCAGGCCAGCGUGCGCUGCCUGGCCAAGCAUGGCCGCUUCCUGGAGAUCGGCAAAUUCGACCUUUCCAACAACCACCCUCUGGGCAUGGCCAUCUUUCUGAAGAACGUCACCUUCCACGGGAUCCUGCUGGACGCGCUCUUCGAUGAGGCGGGCACCAGCUGGCAGGAGGUGGCGGAUCUGCUGCGGACGGGCAUCCGCGAGGGGGUGGUGCAGCCCCUCAAGCGCACCGUCUUCACCAGGGCCCAGGUGGAGCACGCCUUCCGCUACAUGGCGCAGGGCAAGCAUAUCGGCAAGGUCAUCGUGCAGGUGCAGGAGGAGGAGCGGGAGGCGCUGCUGCCGCGGCCACAGCCCACCCUGAUGGUGGCCGUCUCCAAGACCUUCUGCCCCGCCCACAAGAGCUACGUCAUCGCGGGCGGCCUGGGUGGCUUCGGCCUUGAGCUCGCCCAGUGGCUGGUGACACGGGGGGCCCAGAAGCUCGUGUUGACCUCACGCUCUGGGAUCCGCACAGGCUUCCAGGCCAAGCACGUCGGUGAGUGGCGGCGCCAGGGCGUCCAGGUGCUGGUGUCCUCCAGCGACGCCAGCUCACUGGAGGGGGCCCGAGCCCUGGUCUCGGAGGCUGCGCAGCUGGGGCCCAUCGGAGGCGUCUUCAACCUGGCCAUGGUCUUGCGCGACGCCAUGCUGGAGAACCAGACCCCGGAGCUCUUCCAGGACGUCAGCAAGCCCAAGUACAGUGGCACCCUGAACCUGGACAGGGUGACCCGGGAAGCCUGCCCCGAACUGGACUACUUUGUGGCCUUUUCCUCCGUGAGCUGCGGUCGCGGCAACGCUGGCCAGAGCAACUACGGCUUCGCCAACUCCACCAUGGAGCGCAUCUGUGAGCAGCGCCGGCACGACGGCCUCCCAGGCCUCGCCGUGCAGUGGGGCGCCAUCGGAGACGUGGGCAUCGUCCUGGAGGCAAUGGGCACCAACGACACCGUGGUGGGCGGCACGCUGCCCCAGCGCAUCACCUCCUGCAUGGAGGUGCUGGACCUCUUCCUGAGCCAGCCCCACGCCGUCCUGAGCAGCUUCGUGCUGGCGGAGAAGAAGGCCCUGGCCCGCAGCAACGCCGAGGGCCAGCAGGACCUGCUGACCGCCGUGGCACACAUCCUGGGCAUCCGAGAUCUGGCUGGGGUCAACCUGGACAGCUCACUGGCUGACCUGGGCCUGGACUCGCUCAUGGGCGUGGAGGUGCGCCAGAUGCUGGAGCGGGAGCGGGACCUGGUGCUCUCCCUGCGCGAGGUGCGGCAGCUCACGCUGCGGAGGCUGCAGGCGCUGUCCUCCAGGGCCCACGCCGCCACUGAGGUAGCGUCCUCCAAAUCCAAGGCAAAUAGCCCAGCCUGGCAGAAGGCCCAGCUGGACAUGAGCACCCUGCUGGUGAACCCUGAGGGCCCCACCCUGACGCGGCUCAACUCGGUGCAGAGCCCCGAGCGGCCCCUGUUCCUGGUGCACCCCAUCGAGGGCUCCACCACCGUAUUCCACAGCCUGGCCGCCAAGCUCAGCGUGCCCACCUACGGCCUGCAGUGCACCCGAGCUGCCCCCCUGGACAGCAUCCAGAGCCUAGCCGCCUACUACAUCGACUGUAUCAAGCAAGUGCAGCCCGAGGGGCCCUACCGGGUGGCCGGCUACUCCUAUGGGGCCUGUGUGGCCUUCGAGAUGUGCUCCCAGCUGCAGGCCCAGCAAGGCCCGGCCCCCCACAGCCUCUUCCUGUUCGACGGCUCCCACACUUACGUGGUGGCCUACACCCAGAGCUAUCGGGCAAAGAUGACCCCCGGCUGCGAGGCGGAGGCCGAGGCGGAGGCCAUGUGCUUCUUCGUGCAGCAGUUCACGGACGUGGAGCACAGCAAGGUGCUGGAGGCCCUGCUGCGGCUGGAGGGUCUGGAAGAGCGCGUGGCCGCCGCGGUGGACCUCAUUGCCAGGAGCCACCAGGGCCUGGACCUGCAGGAGCUGAGCUUCGCGGCCCGCUCCUUCUACCACAAGCUGCGCGCCGCCGAGAGCUACAGGCCGAGGGCCAAGUACCACGGCAACGUGACGCUGCUGCGGGCCAAGACGGGCGGCGCCUACGGGGAGGACCUGGGCUCCGACUACAACCUCUCCCAGGUGUGUGACGGGAAGGUGUCGGUGCAUGUCAUCGAGGGUGACCACCGCACGCUGCUGGAGGGCAGCGGCCUGGAGUCCAUCAUCAGCAUCAUCCACAGCUCCCUGGCCGAGCCGCGCGUGAGUGUCCGGGAGGGCUAGCCCACCUGUCCUCGCCCCACCACACGGUGCACGGGCCGCUGGGGAGGGUCCUGCCGGUGGGACUCCGCCCGCGGCCCAGCCCCACCACCUCCCCUGGUGGCUGCUAGGAGUAGGACCAUCACACGUGCCCGCCUGGCACCUCCCGGACCAGCAGGGGGACCCAGAGCCGCUGACUCGGAGACACCUGAUCUGUGAAGAGCCAGCGGGCGGCAGGAGCCGGCCGAGCCUUCUGCACGUGGGGUCUGCCACGCUGGCCGGGUAGCCGUUUCUCCACUCAGAGUCCAUAUUUAUUGUGUUGCUGGGAAAGACCCCCGGCUCGCCCCCACUCUGGAGAUGGCAGGAGCCGCUCGGGCAGACUUCUGGGGUGCGCCAGACCACUCUGUCCUCUGUGCACAUAGGGGGCUGCCCAGGCCUGCUGGCUGGAGACCUCACGCCAGCUUCUGCUCCUCCUGCCCAGCACAGGGCAGGGCAUGGGGAGGGCAGGACCCCCAGGGAACAAGGACUCCAGCAGGUGCAGUAGCCUGUGGCCCCCAGGCCCAGGGUCCCCAGCACCCCCGGCUGCACCCAUGAUGCAGGGCCAGCCUCAUGGCCCUGCGGACCGGACCGUGCCGGGCACCAGCGCUUUGCUUUACCGAGAGGACUCAGAUGGCUGCUUGGACAUUGGAGUUGUGACUGUCCGCCUACGGAACCGUGUCUGGAUCUUGUUCAUUUUUAUACCAACUUGGUAGAUGCUGCUCUUGACCUCCUGUCACCCGAGUCCCCACAUUAAACUGCACAUGAGCGCUGA
Sciurus carolinensis (gray squirrel) is the source of this 8661-nucleotide messenger RNA. It is a transcript of the gene Fasn, whose product is annotated as fatty acid synthase. Gene Ontology annotation, cellular component: cytoplasm. The coding region runs from base 357 to 7874 and encodes 2505 amino acids. NCBI's taxonomy places the organism in Eukaryota, Metazoa, Chordata, Mammalia, Rodentia, Sciuridae. The record is from RefSeq and is a predicted model, not a curated record. Gene Ontology annotation, molecular function: 3-oxoacyl-[acyl-carrier-protein] synthase activity; phosphopantetheine binding; fatty acid synthase activity. Gene Ontology annotation, biological process: fatty acid biosynthetic process. The transcript has 43 exons.